GUUGAUCGAACAGGUCGCGAAUACAGCCCGGGCUCUCUGGAGUGCCGGCAUUUUAUCAAUCAUUCUCAAUCAGUCAAUAUGUACACAAGUAGUGACGGUAAUUGCUAGUGAGCAGUGGGAUUCUACCGUAUAAGCAUGUUCAUUAGUGGCAUCAGCAGCAGCAGUAUUGGCACCAGUGUAUGACUAAUCGUCCAGAAGAGGCUAGUGGGCGCUGUUGAACUCAAGGUCGUUGCCGAAUUCUACAAGCGCGACAAGUUCAACACCAGAACGAUAAAUAGCAACCUAGUAGGCAGUGAUGUUUCUUCACAUGAUUCUACUUUGAGUAUUCGUGUUUCGUUUAUUUUUGUUUCGAUAUCGAUUUGUCUGCCCAGUCUGCUGCCAACAAGCUAGUCAACUAGGAACUGAGUAAUCAGACGGCCACCAACCCUGAUCGAGAUGGCUCCAAAUAUUGUCAACGAGGAAGCGCACGUGGUUGACAAUUCAACUGCCGUCGGCAGCUGUCAGUUGGAUACAGGGCGGAAACGACUUUCCACCGGCAGCAAUCUAGUCAACAGUGAUGACAACAACAACAACAACCAAAUACAAUCCAAGCAGCCCAAAAUGGAACCGGCCGAAUUUCGACCGGAAAUCCGCUGGCCAGAUUUCGUCGCACAACUCUUCCUGCAUUUGGGUUUCGUGAUAGGCCUCUGGCAGAUCGUAACGCUACAAACCAAAUUCUACACCAUCGUAUGGACCUUAUUAUUAAUCUGGGGCUCUGGGUUCGGAAUUACUGCCGGCGCUCACCGUCUUUGGUCGCACAAAUCCUACGAAGCCAAGUGGCCCCUAAGGCUGCUACUAAUGUUCCUAUUCACCAUUUGCGGACAGCGUGAUGCCUACACUUGGGCUCAUGACCACAGGGUACACCACAAGUACUCGGAAACGGACGCCGACCCACACAACGCCAAGCGGGGAUUCUUCUUUGCGCACGUGGGCUGGGUGUUUUUGACACCCCAUCCGGACGUGGUUGCCAAGCGGAAGGCCAUCGACAUGAGCGAUUUGGAAGCGGAUGCGAUCGUGAUGUGGCAGAAAAAAUACUAUUUGCCACUGUUCGCCCUGUUGGUCAUCGCCCUUCCAGUGUGGGUGCCAUACUACUACUGGUCCGAGAGCUUGUGGGUGGCUUUCUGGGUGUGCUUCACGAUGCGCUUCACCACCACCCUCAACAUUGCCUUCUUCGUUAACAGUGUGGCGCAUAUGUUCGGCAAUCGGCCUUACGAUAAAAACAUUAGCCCAGUGGAGAACCUGUCGGUUUCAAUUGCCGCCAUGGGCGAAGGAUGGCACAACUACCAUCAUGUGUUCCCGUGGGAUUACAAAACUGGAGAGCUAAAGGGUUACAUGUUUAAUGUAACCACCGGAUUUAUCGAUGCCUUCGCUCGAAUUGGAUGGGCCUACGAACGAAAAUCCGUAUCUCCAGCGAUUAUCGAGCGACGGGCCGCGAAGUACGGGGACGGCACGCGGUUUUUAAGCGACGAAUGUGCCCACAAGAAUGCCGUCUGGGGAUUCGGGGAUAAGGACAUUAUGCCGGAAGAUGUAGAUGAUAUCGUAUCACGACAGCAGUAGUGCAAAGGAUAUCUUGAAGAUGCCCGCGGUUUCACAAGUAUUUGUAACAUUGACAUACGCUAAAACUAAAUACGACUACAGAUUAAGCAGUAUUCGCCAGAACAGCGCACAUGUUCAAUAACAUUUUUUGAUAUCUGAAA
Wyeomyia smithii (pitcher-plant mosquito) is the source of this 1736-nucleotide messenger RNA. Its product is annotated as acyl-CoA Delta-9 desaturase. Gene Ontology annotation, molecular function: iron ion binding; stearoyl-CoA 9-desaturase activity. NCBI's taxonomy places the organism in Eukaryota, Metazoa, Arthropoda, Insecta, Diptera, Culicidae. The coding region runs from base 436 to 1596 and encodes 386 amino acids. The transcript is spliced from 7 exons. The record is from RefSeq and is a predicted model, not a curated record. Gene Ontology annotation, biological process: unsaturated fatty acid biosynthetic process. Gene Ontology annotation, cellular component: endoplasmic reticulum membrane.